Molecule: messenger RNA, 1295 nt
Organism: Patiria miniata (bat star)
Lineage: Eukaryota; Metazoa; Echinodermata; Asteroidea; Valvatida; Asterinidae
Exons: 7
Coding region: 246-1157 (303 amino acids)
Source: RefSeq, a predicted model, not a curated record
UACCGGUUUCACCAGAGGUCACACUCAGCAGUUCAGACAACAACACUACAAUCCAAUCAUAGCAAAACACCUUCUUCCCAAGCGUCAUGCUCGUGAAAUGUACUACCAGACUCAGUUGGUCUGCCCAUCACUGGAGGUCUUCCGGAGUCCAUUGUCUCUACGUAAAUUCUGCGCAAACUGGGACGUUGAAUGCCAGAAAACAGGACACGUAGACACCACAUCGUACAUGUAGUAACAACCAAACAAUGCCAGAGACUUCAGUGAUCCAGAGAAGUUCCGAGUGGUUUGAGUUGAGGCAACACAUGCAGCUGACUGCUUCCAAGUUUGGAGACGCAAUCGGUGUGGGACAGGGACGACCCUAUGAUUUCUUCUUAUCGCUGCUCUCAGACGAUGCCUGCUCUCGGGAGAAUGAAGAGAGCGAGCACACAAGGCACGGCACGCAAAUGGAGCCCAUCAUAGACGAGGCCUAUCAGCUCUUGACUGGAAACACGACACAUGCGGCUGGCUUUUGGCAGCCACCAGAGGGCAGCAUACUGCAUGGCCUGUGCGGAGCAACACCUGAUGGCAAAAUUUUGUCAACUGAUGAGCCAGUGAAGCUCCUGGGACUAGUGGAAUACAAAGCUCCUUUCUACCGGAUGUAUGAUCCCUCCAAACAUCCACACGGCAUACCUAGACACUACAUGGCGCAGAUCCAGGGCCAGAUGGGUAUCUGUGAGGCCCCUUGGUGUGACUUCAUGGCAGUGUGUACCCAGACCAGGGCUAUCAGUCUCCAAAGGGUCUACUUCAACAGGACCUACUGGCAGUGUGUAGCCAAGAAACUCCGGCAGUUCUGCUUGAUACUCAAGGAGGCCAAGCAGAGGAGGGUCUUGAACCAACAGGCUCUCAAUUUCCCAGGUAUCCAGAGACUGAAGGCUGAACCCAUUGCAAGAACAUUGCUUCCUGGAGAGAACAGCAUCAGAGUAGAGAACCUAUUGGAGGUCGACAGCAAGGGCCAGUUCAGAUCAUUGUCGGGCACAUGGAUGGCAUUUGAUUUUUUGAUGGGUAACCCGGUAGCGGGUACCAGCAGUCUACAGGGCUACCAGUACGAGUGGAUCCUUCGGGAAAUAGACAGUAAGAUUAGGAAUCGUAACGCUCCAGCUGCGGCAGGGAUUACAUAGCAAUGGAUUGCCUCAGUCAUUAACUGUACAUUUCAUCAUGUACUAAUGGAUCUCAUACAACAGAACUCAUGGUCUGAACACAGCCUCAACGUCAUGGUGGAUGGUGGAUUUGGAGUCUGACAAGAACUGUGUUUCGGC